Messenger RNA from Diaporthe amygdali, 1509 nucleotides. RefSeq names its product 3-phytase a. The coding region runs from base 1 to 1509 and encodes 502 amino acids. NCBI's taxonomy places the organism in Eukaryota, Fungi, Ascomycota, Sordariomycetes, Diaporthales, Diaporthaceae. The record is from RefSeq and is a predicted model, not a curated record. The transcript has 2 exons. Gene Ontology annotation, molecular function: acid phosphatase activity.
AUGGCGCGUGGUAGAUAUAAGUACAGCCCCCUCGCCAACCGCAACCCGGCGAGGGAGGCCCAGGAGGCACUCGGCUUUUGGUCAAAUCGCCAUCGUACCGUGUUGAAGCUCACCAUGGCCGCCCUGUCACUCAUUCUCCUUUACCACCUGGUCACUGCCACUGCGCGCGUGGUGAGGGCCGUCAACGAUUCCAGCUGUGACACCGUCGCCAACGGCUUCCAGUGCUCGCCUGAGAUAUCUCACUACUGGGGCCAGUACAGUCCUUACUUCGCCGUGCCCUCGGAGAUCGACAACGCCGUCCCUGAGCAGUGCACAAUCACCUUUGCCCAGAUCCUGAGCCGGCACGGCGCGCGUGAUCCCACUGCCAGUAAGACGGCAGUGUACAACACGACGAUCCAGCGCAUUCAGAGCUCCGUGUCCAGCUAUGGCGCUGGUUACGAGUUCAUCAAGGACUAUGUGUACACCCUGGGCGCAGACCAGCUCACGACCUUUGGCCAGCAGGAGCUGAUCAAUUCGGGGACCAAGUUCUACGAGCGUUAUGGGGAGUUGACAAGGGUGGCCAGCCCAUUUGUGCGUUCCUCGGGCCAGGACAGGGUUGUCGAGUCUGCGCAGAACUGGACCCAGGGAUUCCACGAGGCCCGGCUUGCCGACGCGGAGGCCGAUGGAGCCGACACCUUUCCCUACAACAUCGUUACGAUUUCCGAGGAGGAUGGCAUGAACAACACCCUCAACCACGAGUUGUGCACGGCGUUUGAGGAUGGCCCGGUCUCUGAGAUCAAGGACAACGCGAAGAGCAUCUGGAUGGAUGUAUUCACACGCAACAUCACGGCCCGGCUGAACGCGAACCUGCCGGGUGCGAACCUGUCGGCUACAGACACGAUUUCCAUCAUGGAUCUGUGCCCGUUCAACACCGUCGCGGACGUGAAUGGGAAGCUGUCGGACUUCUGCGGGCUCUUCACAGCGGACGAGUGGAAGAGCUACGAUUACCUCCAGACGCUGGACAAAUGGUACGGCUACUCGAACGGCAACCCACUGGGGCCGACGCAGGGCGUGGGAUUCACGAACGAGCUCAUCGCCAGACUGACGGGCCAGCCCGUGGUGGACAGCACGACCACGAACAGCACGCUGGACGGCAACCCGGCCACCUUCCCGCUGAACCGGACGCUCUACGCCGACUUCAGCCACGACAACGACAUGACGGCCAUCUUCUCGGCGCUGGGCCUGUACAACACCACCGCGCAGCUGUCCAACACGACGCGAACGGCCGCCGACCAGGCUGGCGGGUACUCGUCGUCGUGGACGGUGCCGUUCUCGGCGCGCAUGUACGUGGAGAAGAUGACGUGCCAGGACAGCGGGGCCGAGGAGCUGGUCCGCGUCCUGGUCAACGACCGGGUCACGCCGCUGCAGGGCUGCGGCGCCGACGAGCUCGGCCGGUGCACGCUGAGCAAGUUUGUCGACAGCUUGAGCUUCGCGAGGAGCGGUGGGGACUGGGCCUCGUGCUUUUCAUAG